Messenger RNA from Nilaparvata lugens (brown planthopper), 493 nucleotides. RefSeq lists its product as uncharacterized. The record is from RefSeq and is a predicted model, not a curated record. Lineage: Eukaryota; Metazoa; Arthropoda; Insecta; Hemiptera; Delphacidae. The coding region runs from base 164 to 478 and encodes 104 amino acids. Gene Ontology annotation, cellular component: mitochondrial membrane. The transcript is spliced from 2 exons.
AAACAUAACCUAUCAAAUAUAAAGAUAAUUUUGGUUUUGGUCAUUAUUUCAGCUUCACGUAUUUAAGUAGAUUGAUUUAACUUGAUAGUCUUGGAAAUGAACUGAUGAAUUAUCAAAUUGUAUCGCCCUUGAUAAUAACGACAAACAUUAAUUUGUAAUUAAGAUGAAUAAUAUCAUAAUGAAAUUGAAAGAAAUUUCAAAAUCAAAUUUCUUCAAACAUGCAGUUCCAUUCUUUCUAACAGUUGGAUUAGGAACAUUAUUUUUAAAAGAAUUUGCUUCUUUGAGGUACGAGUAUAGGAAGAGUGAGCUUCUAUCACCCCAAGACAUAAAAGCACUAAAGGAAAUCACAGGGGGCAAGUUACAUACCUUAGAAGAAGAAUAUGAGAAGUUGAAAAAGGUUUGUAACCUCUAUGCUUUUUUAUCUAGUAAACCUAUUAUGAGAUUUACUUUGAACGUUCAGUAUUCCAUAAUUAUGUAAAGCACCAACGCUUUA